This is a messenger RNA of Lactuca virosa, 1346 nucleotides long. Lineage: Eukaryota; Viridiplantae; Streptophyta; Magnoliopsida; Asterales; Asteraceae. The record is from the annotation of a GenBank genome assembly.
GAAAACUUCACCAGUUCGGUUAAAUUAGGGUUUUACAGGUUCUUCUUGGCGGCAACACAUCCUUUGCGAUGGCGAAAUCGAAGGGAUCAAGGAAAGGGAAGAAAGCAUGGAGAGCCAAUAUAAGCACAGAAGAUAUCGAGGAUUUCUAUGAGAAAUCUAGCAAAGACGCUCUUUCCGGUGGUUCUCUAACCGAAGUCCCUAGCGAUUCUCUGUUCUUCGUGGAUAAGUCCAGAGAUCUUUCCGUCAAGCGUAAAAUCGAUAAACACAGAGAGAAGAUCCUUCGUGUUGAUAGCAUACUACAGAAAAACUCGUUUGUACAACCUGUACCCUCUUCAAAUCAGAAAAACUUCUUUAAAAAACGGAAAAUGAUUCAGAGGUCAGACGAUUCUUCUCAGAAAGAUGGCACCACAGAUACCGGCAUAGUUGAUAUCUGGGAUGAUAAAGAUGAGCGAACUUUUAAGGCAAGAAAGGUCUCUAAUAAGAUUAUUGUGAUUCCUGCUGUGGAAGUAGAACCACCUGGAUGCUCAUACAAUCCAUCAUCUGAAAGUCAUCAGGAUUCAUUAGCUCAUGCAGUUGCAGAUGAAAUGCAGAAGAUUUACACUAAAGAACUACGCCCUACACCUGUUCCAUUAACUGUUCCUGGAGAAGCCAUUGAUGAGGAAGAUAUGUAUUUUCUUGAUGCGGACAAAGAGAGUGAUGGUGAUGAUGAUGAUGAUGAGCAAAAUGUUGAUGAAGAUCUUGAAAAAAGGCCAUUUAAAACUAAAAGGGUAACACGAGUAGUUUUGAAUAAGAGGAUUAGAAAUAAAGAAAAAUUGAAGAAGCAAGCAGAAGCUAAAAAGACAAAGGAGUUCACUAAAGAGCUUGACAGCUUACCAGAUAUAAUUGAUGAAAUUGCCAAAGAGGAUGAAGAAAAAAGCAAGAGACAUGAAAGGCGUGCAAUUGCCAAAAAAGAAAGACUAAAAUCAUGUCCACCACGUCUAGGGAGACACAAAUUUGAGCCUGCGCCUGUUCAAGUGCUGUUAUCUGAAGAAAUCACUGGUUCUUUAAGGAAACUCAAGGCAUGUUGCACGCUUGCUAGAGACAGAUACAAGAGCCUUGAGAAAAGAGGAAUAAUUGUGCCUACUGCUAAGAGUGGCAGGAAAUAAAAGGAAGUCUUGUUUUUUAUUUUAAUUUGUUCCUCAAUCAGAAUCCUCAUUACAUUGUUGAUUAUAGCUCUUUAUAACAAAUAUGGAGUUGUGUUUUUCGUUUUUGGUUUUCUUCAAAACCAUAGGAUGUAUUUAUAGGAUGGAUUUUUGCUAUACUUUAUUCCUCCUAAACAUACAACACUUUUUUUUCAAACAUGCAUA